This is a messenger RNA of Closterium sp. NIES-67, 1366 nucleotides long. NCBI's taxonomy places the organism in Eukaryota, Viridiplantae, Streptophyta, Zygnematophyceae, Desmidiales, Closteriaceae. The record is from the annotation of a GenBank genome assembly.
CCAGCAGCCUCACGGAAUUUUAGCACAGCUAGGAAAAAAAAAGGAAGAGGUUUCAUUUGUAGCACUAAAGCCUGCUGCAGUCCUAACAACAGAAGGUAGAGUCCAGAUUUGCCGUGCGUUUGCCGCAACUCCCAGACAAUCUGCGGCGUCCGUACGAUGCCUCAACCACGUCAGCUGCUGCUCCUCACCAUCAUAGGCCUCUUAGCAGGAGUCGCGAACCUCCCAAUCACCGCCAGAGCGCAAAAUGGGACACGUGUCGCCGCUGGAUCGUGGAAUUGCGAUAUUUCCAAGGGAUGGUGGAUUUCCGCCAAUCGCCAUCUACCGCUCUACACCGGACUGAAGUGUCCGUACAUCCGCUCCAGCCAGAACUGCCAGAACCAGGGGCGCCCCGACCUCCAAUUUCAGAAAUACAAAUGGGUGCCCUCAGGCUGCACGGUGCAGCGAAUGACACCCAAGCGACUCUUGACUCGCCUUCGCAACAAGCUGGUGCUGGUGUUCGGCGACAGCGUUUCGAAGAACUUCGCCGGGUCCGUCGCGUGCGUGCUGCACGCCGCGUCGCCCAGCUCCAUCCAGGACUUCCGCGUGGCCAGCGGCAACACCAAGGCGUACGGCGUCAAGGUUCCUCGUUUCAACGCUCGCUUCGCCUCAGUGUUUUCCAACUGGCUCAACCAGGCGAGCGGGCUGGGCGGCAGCAUGAACCGCGUUGACCUGGAUAAGAUCGACCCGCAGAUCACCGAUCUCCUGCCACUGGCCGACAUUGUCGUUUUCCAGGCCACCAACUGGUGGUUCCCCGCUAUCAACAAGUGGUAUGUGGGCGGCAAGGAGCAGUCGUUAUCCAAGGAGGCGGCCUAUGAGAUUGGGCUGAAGACGCUGCGGGACUACGUGGCCAAGUCGGGCUUUAAGGGCCGCGCCGCCUUGCUGGGCGUGUCUCCGUCCCACUACAAGGUCCCCGGACUCAAAGAGGGGUCGUGCGAGACCAGCAAGAUUCUCACAGCAGCGCAGGCACAGGAAUUUGCGAAGGGUGACAUCACCGGCAAUAAGUUCAGGGAGAUCCAGAAGAGGGUUCUCUCAGGGUCUCCGAUUCGCUACGUUGAUGUUGCCCCUAUGAGCAACUAUCGGCCCGAUGGGCAUGUCCAAAAAUGGAUGCAGAAAGGGGGGGCUCCACCUGGCAAGAGAAAUGAUUGUCUCCAUUGGUGUGAAGGUGGUGUCACAGAUGCUUGGCUUGAAAUGCUUUUCAACAACCUUUUAUUUUAGGGGUUUAGUUAGCUGUUCGAUUGUGUGCAUCAUGUAACGUGAAGCUAGGCAUCAUAGUUUUCUCUAAAUGAAGAAUGCCUAGUAUUUGAUUAUAUAAAUAAAAGCCUUACGA